AUGUCUGAGAGGUCGUGUCCCGUGUCUGGGUCAUUCGCCGGCCCCGGUGGGGUGUGCCCGGCCGGUUCGAGGGCGUCCUCAAGGACCCGCGGACCUCGUGGUUGUUCAUUCUCUGGCUAUGCCCAGGCAGGAGACCUUCACGCUGCUUUUGAUAUCCCCAGAGGUGUAGACGUCGAUGAGUUCCUCAGGACAAGGGAACGAAAGGCCAUUAACGAAAUCCUGUAUUCCAAAAUCCCGUCAGCAGACUACAUCAAACAGGUGAAGAAUGUCGACACACUCACAGCCGACGACCGCGACUUAUUAGCAGUGGCGCUCGGCGCCCCCGCCCGACAAGUCAUGAUUAGAGCCGAGGAAAUUGGUGCCAGGACAGGAUGGAAGGACGGUUAUCUCAGCGCCGAGUACGGUUUCUUCCCGCCCGAUGCGAAUGACGCUGCCGGUGCCCUUGCCAACUCACCAGGUCGUGUGUGGUCCGAUCUUUGCGAGAGGAUGCCCGGAUGUGUCGGGCGCGGUCGUGUUAGGGAAUCCAUUGCCGCGCUACCAAUGGUGGAGGGAACCGAAGAUGUUAUCCCCGACAGGGCGCUGUGGGCUGCCAUUGUCGCUCUCGGCAUGCUUUGCUCUAUCUACCGAUACGAAGACAAGAACGACGGCUACGAUGGCGUGAGCAUCAACAAAGUAUCGACCCGCCCUCAAGUCGAGAUGGCCGAUUACCUCGGCCCCGAACUCAUCGGUAUUCCCAAGGUUAUCGGUCUGCCGUAUUGGCAAAUCUCCCGUCGCAUGGGCCGUGCGAUUCCCCACCUCACCUUCUACGACCAGGCAACCUACAACCUCAAGGUCAGGGAUCCGACGUCUACCGUACCCUAUGUUGGCAGAUUCGACAACACGGAUCUUCGAUGGCCCAUGUUCGGCGAACGAACGGAAAUUGCUUUCCUCAAGGGCUGUGGUGAUACUGAUGCUUCCUUCCAACAUGGACCCGAUGCCAUCGCCGCUUGCCAAGAGGCUGUCAUGAACCGAAACAUCGAAGGCCUUCUCCGUGAGAUGAUUCGACUCAAGGAAAUCCUCGAACGAAUGCCUAAUGCCUUCCACUCCAUCUCGACGAAUCCCAGCUCAGGGGACAAUUACGUCUCGGCCAUGGAGUGGGUUCGCUGGGGCAAAUUCUCCGCUCCCCUCUCAAAGCGAUGCCCCGCUGCCUCCGGUCUCCAGUUCUCGCCCUAUCUCCUCAUGGACGCGUUCCUUGGUCGCAAGAAGUACGACUCUUUCCUCGGAAAUGAAGGUCUUCACCUCCGCGCGUGGCUGCCCUCCAACCUCAGGGCCUUUAUCGCCGCCAUCGAGUACCACUACCGCAUUCCGGAAUUCGUUGUUGAAUCGGGUGACCCUCGGCUCAUGGGUGUCUUGGACGGAAUCAUUGAGGCAUACACGGGCGAGCGAGGAUUCAUGGGCACUCACCGAUACAAGGUUUUUGGUAUUCUCGAGGUAGCCUCCAAGACGGGCCGUACCGAGACCAACGGAAACUCUGGAGCUUCCGACAACGCCGGUCGACCUUGGGAGGAAGUUCACCGACAGUUCUCUGACGCCAUGAAGGAGCGGCUGGAGCCUUUCCGCGGCGCCAAUCUCGUCGAUCCCAAUGAAAUGCGCGGUACCUUUGAAGAGUGCCGAUACAAAUCUAGGAUCCUCAGCCGGCAGUUCGUGGACUCUGAUCCCCAUCGUUCUCUCGCCAUGGUAACUCUCGACCUCAGCGAUACUGGCGUGACUUUCCAGCCUGGCGACAGACUGGCCGUUAUGCCCCUGAACUCGUGGGGUGAGUGCGCCAAGGUGGCUGCGGCUCUCGGUCUCGAAAACAUGCUCGACUCGCGUGUUGCACUUGAUCGCAAGUGGACCCGUUUCGCCGAACACCUCGACAGCGUCAAUCACGGCAUCAACCUCCACGGAAGGAGGACGGGUGCCAUCCGACAACUCACAGUCAAGGACAUCCUUCGCCGUGGCCACCUGGCUCCUUUGACUAAAGAUCUCGUCCUCAAGAUCCACGCCAUGCUCCGCGCGUCCUCCAACACCGUCUUGCAAGUGCUUGCCACCACUGAGUGGCCGGUCCGUGGUUCGCUUGGUGACCUGCUCCAGUCCGCCGUGCAGGAUACUCCCCCUAGCAUCUGGGACCGAGCUUUCGAUCUCACUACCGACCUCUUCUGGCUCAGUGACCUUGUCCAGGUCGAGGUUCCCCGCACUUACUCCAUCUCCAACUACCCCGAGGAACUCCUCCCCUCAAGCGUCGACCUCACCGUCUCCCGGGCCGAGUACAAGCUGUGUCCCACCUUCUCUCACGGUCAUGAAAUCUCCCGCUGCGGUGUCGGCAGUGGUUUCUUGAACCCUCCCAUUGAUUCUCCCGAGAAUGCCCUCAGCGGAGACGAGGAAGUCCUCAUCGGUGUCUCCCGCCCUCUCACCUUCCAACUUCCUCUUGAUGGUGCUGCUCCCUGUGCUUUCUUCGCCGGCGGCAGCGGCAUCGCUCCGUUCCGAUCUUUCUGGCAGGCCCGCAUCGGCCAGACCGUCGGCCGCAACAUCCUCUACCUCGGUGUGCAGAGCCGUGACAAGUUCUGCUACGAGGACGAGCUGCGUCAGUACGUCUCCGGAGGCUACAUGGAGGUGCAUCUUGCCUUCUCUCGUGAUAGCCGCGGUCUCGCGUAUGACCCCGUUCAGCGGGACCUCGUCGAGAAGAGAAUGGAGCCUCGAUAUAUUGAUGCUCUGAUUGCCGAGCAGGGCGCUACCGUUUGCGACCUCGUCAUGUCCAAGAAGCAGGGUGGUCUCGGUGGUUACCUCUACGUCUGCGGUUCAGUUGCCGUCUUCGACUCGUUCAUGUCGGGCAUCCGCAAGGCGAUCUACAAUCACCGUACUGCUACCAUGGAUACCACCGAGUUCAUCAUCAAUUCCGCGUUUGCUGAGCGCAGGAUCAUGUUGGACGUGUUCAUGACACCCAAGCCCCUGCCCUGCAACCUCGCCACGAUCCCGCUUUCGCAACUUGCCGUUCAUACUGGCCAUAGGCCCGGCGGCCGCAUCUGGCUCGGUGUCCACGGUAGCGUCUACGACGUCACCGACUUCUGUCCCAUGCAUCCCGGCGGCACCCUCAUCAUCAAGUCCAACGCCGGUGUUGACUGCUCCAAGUCUUUCGACGCUCUCGCCCACACCAAUAACCCGGAGGUGGCUAGUUUGCUCACCAAGUACUUCGUCGGCCACCUCACGCCCAAGCCAGACUACCACGGGUGUGAGGAGCUCAGUGGCAUCUACGACAUGUGGGCCGAUUACCUACGCACCAGCGUCGAGACCCUCGUGGCACAGCAAUUCGAGAUGGACGAUCUGAUGGGCUCCAACAACAACAAGCUCUGGUACCAGGAGACCAUGAUCAACAUGCUAGGUGUCCGCAUAUUCUACCAAUACCAGUCGCGUCUCCUCCAGGGCGGCUUCUCGGCCCUUUUCGGUCCCAAGUUCCAGGAACUCGUCCUCAAGCUCUCCUUCACUGUCGCCAACACUUCCGGCGGUGCGGAUACCAAGCUGCCCGAUAUCCUCGGCACCAUCGCGCGCGCCAAGACGUCCCCCGACGCCGUCGCCACCUCGAAGGAGAUCGCCCUCGUGGGCCAAUUCAUCUGCGACAGCGAGUCAGCGCGCUUCCAAGAGCGCGGAAUCAUGGACUACGCCAACAAGUCUGUUCAGCUCGAUAUCGAGCUCCUCGAGGACAUCCGCGAAGAAGCCUGUCGCGGCAUGGACGCCUUCGACAGCAUUAUGAACCUCGAAGUAUCCUCGGACCAGCAGCGCACGACGGCCAUCUGUUCGUUCCUCAUGCAGAUCCUCGAGCGCAUGGCUAAGCGCCUCGAGCUCUUCUACUCCAAGCUCGCACAGCACUCCAUCUACAAGCCCGAGCUGGAGCGGAAUCCCGCUCGUACGAGGUGGAACUUUGUACGGCGGCGCAUCCGCGACGGAUCGUUCUUCAUGCUCACCGAUAGCCCCGUCAUGGGCGCCCAGCCUACUUACAAGCCCACGGAGAAGACGGUGGAGUUCGACAAUGUGCUCUUCCAGAUUCAGCAAACGAUCAAGGAUGCGCCGCGGCAAACGGCGCCAAGGGUUCACGUGCCGCUGAACGAGAGGCACACGAUCCGGACGCAGAAGCCGACGCACGGGGCUUCGGCCAUGGAGUCGCACGAGAACUCGGUGGCGUUGAAUCGUAUGAGCCAGUUCAUCGAUAAGAAUAUGAAGGCUAUGAGGAGACUGAGCAAGAUGCCGCCCAUGCCGCUCAAUUUCGAUCAACUCGCUGCGAAGAUGGAGGCGCAGAAUCAGGCGCAGGCGAGGAUUCCAGGGUUGAUGACUCCUCCGUCUAGUCGUGGGUCGAGCCGGUCGCCGUCGAGAGGAGGCCCGCCUCUUUCUUCGGGCAUGCCUAAUCAGAUGCCCAGUGUCCUGGAAGAGCUAGCCGGCCAAAGAAUCCCCCUUCACCGUCGGAACACGGGUAGUUCAGACGGUAGCCUCCACAGCAAUAAUGGCGGGUACGCUCUCACGGGCCGCAUGAUGCCUCCGUCGCCGGCCACCACCCCGCCGCUUGACUCAGCCUCGGCGAUCCAAACGAUGGUCAACAAGCUGAAUCUCAGGUCGAGGGCCUCCGCAGCGAGUCCGUCUCCGGGGUUGAUGGAUCCCGGGCAGAUGGGACACAGUCGGAAUACGAGCAUCAGUUCGUAUCAGGCGGCGAGGAGGAGUCGGGCGCUGUCUUCUACUGGGUCGUUGAGGACGUUUAAGUUACGGGAGUUGGUGGCGAGCAGGAUCGCCGUUUCCGCUCUCUCUGCCGUGGCAGAGUCAACUCAGGCACUCAUCAACAUCAAUUUCGACUUUACAGCGGUGAAAGUCAGCCCUCCCGAAGAAUUCCUAGAUCUCGGGAAGUCCUUAACGGCCAGUCGUCGACAAAAAGCCGAGGAGGGGGCCCUUCACCUCACGGCUCGCCAACUGGGGGCAAUCUUUAAGUCGAUUCUUCCCGACACACCAAAUUUGAUCAAGUCCUACGGUAGGCGCGCAUCCGAAAUUGCCAAAGCGGCAACCGAAUCAGGAGCAUCGCCACUACGUGGCACGGAUAAUCGCAACGAGUUCGUUUCUAGUCUUCUCGCCGGACACGUUGGCGUGGACGGAGCCAGUAUUUGGGCUGGUGCAACAUCUGGGUCGGGUGCAAUACAGGUCCACCUUCUCGCAUGCCUGCUCGCUCGCAUGUGGGACGGGCCGGAGGCUGUGUCCAUAUGGGUUGAGCUCCUCAAAAGCCGCAAGGCCGAGGUCCAGGAACGAUUCGCAGACCUGGGCCAGGUCGACGUUGGAACCGCGGUCGCGCUACACAAGGAAGUCAGUCGAUCGCAGCUGGCCGAGUGGGAUGCCAGCGCCAGAGCGUGGCUACGCAUUGCAGACAUCGUGAAAAUGCCGCAGCAGAAGCAGUUACUCUUAAUCAUCGGCGAUAUGAGCAAGUCCGUCAACUCGAAGCAAGCUCUCUAUGACAGCGUUAUUCAAACGUGGAAAAGUGGGCUCGAGGGUAUGGAGAGCCUCCUCAGCGGCUGCCCUCUUCAGAUGAACAACGGGGAGAUUCUCUUGGCGCUAUCUUCCUGGCACUUAUAUCCUGAUCUGAAUGUGCUAGAUGUAGUGACGAAGAUUGUCCCUCAGGGCGACCCAUUGGUGCCGGCAUCGGGGAUUCUCACUCUGGGGUUGCAAAACUCUGGAAUAGGGGAAGAAUCGGAAUCGGGCCUGAGAUGGUCGCUGCCGCUGGCACAUCUACGUUACUACGGGGAUCCUGUCCAGCGAACUGGCGCCAUUCGAGCGGAGGGCAAGAGACUUAGUCUCGCCGAAUUUAACAUGGCGGUCCUGGGAUGUGUGCUAGGAUCCUGGGCCAUACCGGAUGCUGAUGUUGAGGGCAGCAUGUCGUGGCUGGUAAAGUUGUCUAAAAACUUAGUUCUCCUACGUAACCUCUAUGCAAAAGGGGUUGAGCAGACUUGGCUUGAGAUCCUUGGAGAGACAGCACAGAACUACCUCAGCUCAAAAGGUCUGGACCGCCGAGUUUUCACGCAGCUUCUACGGCUUGGGAGAAACCAUCCCACUUUCAUUGGAGGUCCGUCAGAGCCCUACUUCGGUCUAUCAGCUCCAGAGAGAGCGAUAGCCCUGGCGAAGUGCACCGAGGAGAAGGUACAUAUUCUACGCCGCCUAGCAACGAGGGCCAAGAUACCCUGUAAUCAUGCCAUAAUUCGAUAUAUAUCUGAAGAAACCGGACGGGAGGAAUAUGCAUUAGCAACACCCGCUGAGCAGCUAGUCACUAAGCAAACCGAGAGUGGAGAGGGAAAAGCCAUUACUGGCUAUAGGCGAUGGGUACAGAAGGAAGCACCCAUGUUCGAUCCCACGCAUGUAGAUGGGCCGGAUUCAGAACCGAUGAGGCUGGGCGCCUUUGCUGGAGCCGCUUCAAGCCAAACUGCUUUUUCUACCGCGCCCCAGGGUUACCAGGACUACCAUAUGUAUUACCUUGACUUUCCCUCUAAAGAUCACCCGUCCCCAUCCUCUGACACCCAUGAGGCCACAAAGGACAUCGUUGACUACGAGGCUGAAUUCAAGCGCCAGAAAAAGCGAUACGAGGCUCUGGGUGAAGAGGUCCUCGUCGCGGAACAAGAGCCUUUCGUAACAGUCCUCAAAGCGAACAGGCCCAUGCGAGUCGUCCGAGGUUAUGUUGGGCUUACCCCUAGCCAAUCUUUGCAUCCAUAUGAGUACUGGGAUCGGCCGGUUCGGCACUACGAGAAAUGGCUGGGAAAUGAGGAGUCCGCUGCUCUCUUUCUUCGGUCGGACAUUUCGCCACCGGAGAAAAUCCCCCUUCAGCUGGCCGACAUGAAGCUCCUAUUCGAAACAGGCAAUCUCAACACAGCGACAUUGGCCCAGACUAUGGUAUCCGCAGUUGACUCUCUGGAUGAUGGCUUCAUCAUGUCGAUGCGGGCUUUAUCUACGUUUAACUGCUUGUAUAAGCACCUGAAACAGAGCACUAUCGACGUUCGUGUAUUCAGUGGCAGCCUUCUGCAGACAAAUGCCUUUCAGUUCCUUGCGACGCAUACCAGUUAUCUUGAAACUAGCGACGAUGACGAGGACGAUGAUGGUGGCAACGCUGAAUUUGGGUUUGGGCCAUCUCCCCCUCCAAACGAGACAGAUUCAUUCCAAGAGGCUGCUGCCUUGUCAGAGAGUCAGACACAAACAGUACCUCCAACACUGCAUGUAACCUUCGAAGUGGCAGAGGCGAUUACUACCAUAGCAACCUCUAUUAAAUGGCGUCCCAAACGCCUCACCAUUCAGGAAUCCUUCUCCGCGAUUCUCUACCUGGAGAGUAACUUCCGUAUUCACCCGAACCAACUCCAAAAUGUCAUGGCCAUUUCCAGCGGAAAUUCGAUGUUUAUCUCCAGCGCCCUCAUCUCCGACCCAUCACAUGGACCGAGUCAUGUCAAGAUACGCCACGUCAUGGGCAAUGUUGGCCGGCCGGGAACAGCCCUGCUUGUCCCGCCACUGGAGCCGCGCAUCAUGAAACUAAAGCUUGACCAUUGGCACCUCGUCAACCUUGCUGACUGGGACGGUGGAGCCAGAGACUGCUUCGCGGAUACGACUCUGCAUCUUUGGUUUACGGGUAAAACCCAGGAGGUUGAUAUUGGAUUCUCGGGCGCUCAGGACACAGAGCUGUACAUACUCGAGAGCGUGGUAUCCGUCCACGGCAGAGGCCAGUGGAUCGCUGACUUGGACAUCGUCAAGGCUCUUACGGACCAAUCUAGCCUCUACCGAUGGAGAGGCAUACCAUCGGACGGGAAAGCUUCAGCCUGCCGGAUUCGCAAUCCGGCCCAGAGCGUCGAUAGAUGUGCUGGCGGCCAUGACAUGCAAUAUCGUCAAGACGAUAUUCCACUCACGGCUUUGGAGAACUGGUCAGAGUUGCUGAGCUUGCCGGCCAAUAGCUGCGUAUUCCUUGCCUGCGGCAACUGGCAGGCGAGGCUCGCAGCUACGGUCAUUGCUGUUGCACUGAGGAAGAAGGACGAGACAUUCAGCGAUUCCUCUGAGGAAGAUAAACUCGACCAGUCGGCCAAAGUCAUGUGGCAAUAUGGCAAUGGCCCCCGUUCGGAUUCUGAGGGCAUCGUGGGGAAAGAGCGACUGCGGGAGCUGGAGCAUCUCCAUAUUGACGGGUCGCCUUGGUGGCGAUUACUCGAAUCAUCUCAUUCCGAGGGUCCAUCGUCUCUUUAA
Molecule: messenger RNA, 8250 nt
Organism: Scedosporium apiospermum
Lineage: Eukaryota; Fungi; Ascomycota; Sordariomycetes; Microascales; Microascaceae
Product: Nitrate reductase (NAD(P)H)
Exons: 6
Coding region: 1-8250 (2749 amino acids)
Cellular component (GO): cytosol
Molecular function (GO): heme binding; NADPH-hemoprotein reductase activity; flavin adenine dinucleotide binding
Source: RefSeq, a predicted model, not a curated record